This is a messenger RNA of Danio rerio (zebrafish), 3777 nucleotides long. It is a transcript of the gene fam184aa, whose product is annotated as family with sequence similarity 184 member Aa. The record is from RefSeq and is marked validated. Lineage: Eukaryota; Metazoa; Chordata; Actinopteri; Cypriniformes; Danionidae.
CUGGUGAUGGUGAUGUUGAUGAUGCUUCGAAUGUUAUUCAUUUCGUUCUUUGUCGUUCGUUUCCCGCCAUUGAUUAUUAACUGACUGACUGGUGUGGACCAAUAAAACCCGCUGAAAUCAGACGCUGGAAAUACUGGCGAUUCACGUGAACAGACGCUGAAAGAGAAACAGCAUGAUGGGUUUACAUGAGUUCAUAUGGAUGACAGGUGUACUAAUGGCGCAGGACCGUCUUUAACCUGUUUGCGAGGGCUUAUUUGAUCGUGACAGGACGUGAAGAUGGCGACGGGCACGGGCUGGCAGCCGCCGUACAGCGCUGCUCCGGGCAUCAGCCCUCCCGCCGCCGCCGCCGCCGCUUCUUCAGCUUCUGGAUCCGGCAGCAGUCCAUCCUCCACGUCCAGCCAUUUACUCUACGAAUCUGCCCUGACCAUGGAGUACACUCAAGAUCUGCACCUGAAGAUGAGCAAAAAAAUAGCACAACUCACUAAGGUUAUUUAUGCCCUCAACACCAAAAACGACGAGCACGAAGACGCCAUCCAGUCUCUAAAGGAGGCCCACGACGAGGAGGUGCAGCACAUCCUCACAGAGACUCGAGAGAAGAUCCUGCACUACAAAAGCAAGAUCGGGGAUGAGGCCGACCUGAAGCGGCGCUUGCAGUCUCUGGAGGAGUCAGUGGAGCUCCACGAACACAUGAAACGCCAAGCUCUGGCUGAGUUCGAGAUGUACCGCCAGCGCAUGGAGGACACACAGCUGUGCACCGAAGCCCAGCACACCCAACGCGUGGUCUCCAUGUCGCGGGAAGUCGAAGAAAUGCGACACGAAUUUGAAGAGAAGCUGCGCACUUUCAGCCAGGUCCAAGCUCAGUUUGAGCAGGAGAAACGGCACGCGUUGGAUGACCUCAAAUCAGCCCAUCGGCAAGAAGUUGAAGAUCUGUUGGAGAGCCAGCAGAACCAGAGUGCAUCCUCCAGCCUGGAGCAGGAGAAACUGGCCGAACUUCACCGCACAGAGCUGGAGUCUCUGAUGGAGCGCGUGGAGGAGCUAAUGCAGGAUAAAGUGCGGCUCGCCGAGGAAUACGAAGCCAAGCUGAGUAAAGCGCAAGGGUUUUACGAACGUGAGCUGGAGGCCAUGAGGCGCACACAGCAGCUUACCACCGAAAACCUGCUGGCCUGGAAGAGGACUGAGGUGGAGCUGAGGAAGGACUUUCAGAUGCAGGAGGCGGCACUGCAGAGGACUCUGUGUAAACUGCGAUCCGAACUGCACAGAGCUCAGGAGGAGGCCAGAGAGAGCAGAGACAAGACCAACCGGCUGCAGGCCUCGCUCAAUAAUGCUGAAGUCACAAUUAAGGAGCUACACAAGCAGCUGGAAGAGGCCAUACAGGAUGGAGAGAUUUGGGUGAUGCAGCUGAAAGAUACUGAAUAUGAGCUGGAGGGAAGCAGAGAUCGAGUUCAGCAGCAGGCCAAUGAAAUCCUUCACAAAGCCAGUCAGAUUGGAUCGCUUCAAGCCACCCAAAUGAGCCACGAGGCCACUAUUAGGGAUCUGGGCUCUGAGCAGAACCGGCUGAAGGAGAAGAUCCUGCAGCUGGAGGAGGAGAGAGAGAGGCUGCAGAAACAGAUGCAGACGCUGGAAGAGCAGCAGCACCAGAAGAUCCUCAACCUAGAGAAGUCGCUCCGUGAGGAAAAGCAGAGCUAUGAGAUGGAGCUGGCGCGAAUCAGGGCCAAAUACGAGGAGGAAAUGUCCUGUCUGAAAGAAAGCCAGGCAGAAUCCAUAGAAGAACUCAAGGAGAAACACCGAGUCCAGCAAGAAAGUGUUCGCAAUGCUGCUGAGAGAGAGAAAAACCAACUGCUCAGUGAGAUGAGACAACAGUUUGAUAUCCGCCGUCUGUCACUGGAAGAGCAGAGAAACCAUUUACAGCAGCAGCUGGAGACCAUACGAGAGGAGCUCACCACCAAACUCAACAUGGCCAACCAAGAGGUGUCUCAUUUGAAGGAUCUUGUGAAGGAGAGUGAAGAAAAUCUGGAUGCCGCUGAGAGCCACAUCUCCUGUCUUAAAGACAGCCAAGAGAAGCUUCUCAUCGAGCUGGACGUCACCAGGGCCAGAGUGAGGGAGACAAGCAAUCUGCUCACAGAUCUACAAGAGGAGAUCGAGACCCAGAAACAGCAGCAUGAAGCCAGAGCCAUCGCUAUCAAAACAGAGGAGAAGCAAAAAAUGGACAAAAUCACAGAGGAGCUUGAUCUCAAGUGGACUGACGCUCUGAGGGCUGAGCUAAAGGGUCUUCGGGAGGAGCUUACAGCUGAACAUCAGGCGGAGAAACAGGUGGCGCUGACACAACUUUCCCAGCAGAGAGAUCUGGAGAUGAUGGCGGCUAGAGAGAGCUGGCAGAGGAAGGUGGAGGAUCUUCUGGAGCAGAUCUCGCUGCUGAAACAGAGCCUGGAGCUGCAGAUGUCGCAGUCGAAGAGCGCGCUGCAGCAGCUACAGGCGCAGUUCAGUCAGGAGCGUGAACACCUGGCACAGCAGCUGCAGGAGGUGGCACUGGAGCAGCAGCACAGAGAGCACCGUCUGCAGGAGGCACACUGCUGUGCCAUGCAGGACAUGGAGGACGCACAGCAGAUGGAACUCUCGGAGCUGGAGGACCGUCUGAAACAGGAACAGAGGGAAGAGUUGCACGCUUUGAGAGAAGCCCACAGACAGACUCUGGAUAUACUCCAACAGCAAUCGGACCAGGAGCUGCAGACGCUGCGCUUUGAGCUGGAAGAUGAAGGCAAAGCCAUGCUGGCUUCUCUGCGGUCGGAGCUCAAUCAUCUCCACGCCACUGCCAUUGAACACCUCAGACAAGUCCACUUGAAGGAGAACAACGCUGCCAAACGAGAGCUGGACGACACCAUUGAUCGCUGCAAAGAACAUGAGCAGGACCUUUUGGGUCGUAUCUCUGACCUGAGGCAGGAGGUGAGCUGCAGGAAGAACCGCAUCGCUGAUCUGGACCAUGAAAUCCACUCGCUCAAUGAGACCAUCAGCACACUAACCAAGGAGCUGGAGCUCAAAGGGAAAGAAGUUCUGCGGGUGCGCAGUGAAGCCAACCUGCAGAUCAGGGCUCGUGAACAGGAUCUUUCCAAGCGCCUCGAGAGGGAGAUUGACGAGCUGAACGCUUCACAUAACAGAGAGACCCAGAUCAUGCUGUCAGAUUUUAACAAAGCUCAGGAGCUGCUAAAAGACAAGAUCUCAGCUCUGCAGAUUCUGUUGGAAGGUACGGAGGAGAAGUUCAGGAAUAGAGAAAGCCGUCCGGAGGACCUCCAGGUCAUUGCAGAUCUCAGAGAGAUGGUGUCAGAGAGAGAAACCUUGGUCAAGAAGCUUGUGGAUGACAAGAAGUUUUAUCAACUGGAGCUGGUGAAUCGAGAACCUGGCUUCAACAAGGUGUUCAACACCAAUCCCAAUGUCGGGGUCAUAAACCCCCUUAUAAAGCCCUCGUAAGACUGGGGAUCCAACUGUAGCACCAAAAGAACAGCAACCACAAGAGCUAUUUUCACAGUACUUCUCCUUUUAAAUUUUUCAAGACACUCAACUCAAGAGCAUGUGAAACUGCAGUUUUCAAUAGUCCAUUCGUCUGUUCUUGAUAUCUCACUGUGAGUUUGUUAUUUUCCCUUUUUGAUAUGGGCAUUUACUUGAUUUAAAAUGAGAUGCACACUCAUUUCAUAUACUAUUCAUAAAUGUAUUUUCUGGAUGGACUAAAACUGUUGGAAUACCAAUGUCUUGCCAGUUUUGAAAUAAAUUGCACAGACACUUACA